AUGUCCUUGUCGCAUACAGCUUCUAAGGAAGUGGAUCUGAACGAUCCGAAACAGCUAGCUUUGCACAAGUUGUAUCGUCCAGAAAGAGUGACACCACGGGAGAAGGGUUACGAUCUUCUCAAGAACCCUCGGUUGAACAAGGGUAUGGCUUUCUCACUCUACGAACGUCACUACCUGGGUAUUCACGGUCUGCUACCACCAGCUUUUAUGACUGAAGAACAGCAAGCGUAUAGAGUUAUGAAGAAACUACGAGAGCAACCAGAUGACCUGGCUAGAUAUGUGCAGCUGGAUGAACUACAGGAUCGCACUGAAAAACUCUUCUACCGAGUGCUCUGCGAUAAUAUCAAAGAGCUGAUGCCUAUAGUCUACACUCCUACAGUGGGCUUGGCUUGCCAAAAGUUUGGCGCAAUUUAUCGCCAUCCAAAAGGUCUCUACAUAACAAUUAACGACAACAGCAUAAGCAAAAUUCAUCAAAUUCUUUGUAAUUGGCCAUAUUCAUCUGUCCAGGCCAUAGUCGUGACCGAUGGAGAAAGAAUUCUUGGUCUUGGAGAUCUCGGAGCUUAUGGAAUGGGUAUCCCGGUUGGAAAACUUGCUCUGUACGUAGCACUAGGGGGAAUUCAGCCUCAGUGGUGCCUUCCUGUAGUUAUAGACAAACUUCUCGACGACCCAUUCUACAUUGGUCUUAGGAGACGACGAGUUCGCGGUCCAGAAUAUGAGUUGCUUUUGGACAAUUUCAUGAAAGCGGCAACUAAACGGUUCGGACGCGAUACGCUCAUACAAUUUGAAGAUUUUGCUUUCGAGAAUGCAUACACCCUCCUAGAUCGAUAUAAGAACGAGUACUGCGUUUUCAACGAUGACAUUCAG
Molecule: messenger RNA, 864 nt
Organism: Cylicostephanus goldi
Lineage: Eukaryota; Metazoa; Nematoda; Chromadorea; Rhabditida; Strongylidae
Source: the annotation of a GenBank genome assembly